AUGACGGCGGUUGCGAACCUUGAGCGCUGCUUGUUCAGGGCUGUUCACACCGCCGUGACUGCUCCUGACACUGCAGGCGCGACUCGGAUAACGGGGUCCUUGGCAUCAUUUCCAUUCAUUUUGCCUGUUGUCUCCCGGUAUUUUUUCCCGAGGGGGUCUUUGCGAAGUAGAGUAUAUCAUUCGGACCUACAGCGUCAUCAUAAGAUCCCUGCUCUCGUGUUUUCAAAUAGUCUCAGGUCAUUUACGUAUCCGUCUACAUCUUACCUUGGAAUGGCAAUCCGACGAGCAAACUCGACUCAGCGAGGUCCACGAAAUGAAGAAAUUACGCAGAACGUCGUAAAUCGUCACAAAGACUCGGACGCCCAUGGCAAACAUUCGCAUUCGAUCUUUCACUCACACUCGCAUGAUGAACAUGGCAAUGGACAUGAUGCAGGGCAGAUAGUACAGGCGCUUCAAACUGCUGGCGACAGAGGGAGUCGAAUAACGCUUAUAGGGCUGUUUUCCAACGUGGCUUUGACUGGCGCCAAAGGAUUCGCGGGCUGGUAUAUGCACUCUGCCUCAUUGCUAGCAGAUGCUGGCCACUCCAUGAGUGAUCUGCUCGGUGACUUUGUUGUGCUGUUUUGCUGGAAACUGUCAAGGAGGCCACCUUCAGCACGCUACCCGUAUGGAUUCGCCAAAUUCGAGACUCUUGGGACAACUACCGUGUCACUGUUGCUUAUCGGAGGAGCACUAGGCAUCGGCUUCCAUUCGUACCACCUCCUCGUGGAAGCACUGGUAACAACUCAAUUUACGUCUGUUGCUCAUAAUGUUCCUGCCAUUGGUCACUCGCAUGGUCAUACUGGCAUCCUCGACCCUAAUGCAGCCUGGUUCGCCGCAGUCGGCGUUGUAGCAAAGGAGUGGUUGUAUCGAGUAACCAAGAAGGUUGCCGACGAAGAACAUAGUCCGGUGCUCUAUGCAAAUGCUAUUCAUCAUCGCAGUGACGCGUAUUCGAGUGUCGUUGCCCUUUUUGCAAUUAUAGGAUCAUGGCUAUUCCCUGCAUUACCCUUAGACCCUAUAGGAGGACUCCUCGUUUCGUUUGUUAUCCUCAAGCAAGGUUUAGACCUUUUUGGAGGCGCGUUCACUGAGCUUACAGAUGCUGGCAUCUCUGCGAACUCGCAACGAAAGCUAAUACAAGCAUUAAACCCUCUUCUUUCCUCACCAUCUUCGUCCUCCUCUGUCUCCGGCAACGGUUUCCAUGACACUACUGAACUGCUUGCCAUUCGACAUCUCCGAGCUAAGCGUGCAGGCUCUAUGAUGUAUGUGGAUCUCACAGCUGAUGUGCCGAGCAAUAUGUCAGUCUUGGCCACAUCAAGACUAGAAGUAAAGAUCUCGCAGACGUUGAAGGAGGCGCGGAAGGAGAUUUCAGAAGUCCGCGUGAAAUUUCACCCUGUUGACACGCACGCUCCUCGGAGUUGAUCGGAUUUGUGUUUAUGGACGUAUCAUCGAUGUACCUAUUCGUUUCUUCGUUUCUCUGUUUUCCACACACUUUAAUGUGUAGUUCGUAAAUUAUUUUGUGCGUGACCGUU
Messenger RNA from Suillus subalutaceus, 1565 nucleotides. Its product is annotated as cation efflux family-domain-containing protein. The record is from RefSeq and is a predicted model, not a curated record. The transcript has 7 exons. NCBI's taxonomy places the organism in Eukaryota, Fungi, Basidiomycota, Agaricomycetes, Boletales, Suillaceae. Gene Ontology annotation, molecular function: monoatomic cation transmembrane transporter activity. Gene Ontology annotation, biological process: transmembrane transport; monoatomic cation transport. Bases 1 to 1455 code for a protein of 484 amino acids. Gene Ontology annotation, cellular component: membrane.